CGUGGAGACUGACCUGGAAGGUCGUGGUUUAUCAUGAAGUCGACUUUGCUGCCCGCGUUUGUCGCGCUCGCCUUCAGCUGCUCUGGGAGUGCAGCAGGUAUCCCUUCGUUUGGAACGAUCAUUGCACGAGAGGCAGACUUACUUCCUGAGUAUGAUUAUGUUGUUGUUGGCGGUGGUGUCGGCGGCCUGGUUGUCGCGAAUCGUCUCUCUGAAGACCCUGAUACUACGGUAUUGGUGAUUGAGGCAGGCAAAAUUGACAAUUACUCCGCCGUCGUGCAAUACCCCCGAUAUGCCUCGAUAGCUCGAACCAACUACAGCUGGCCCAUCACCUCGCUGCCUGUCCCUGCACUCAAUAACCGCACUGCAUCAGUUGCAUUUGCCAGGGUUCUCGGUGGAGGAAGCGCCAUCAAUGGCAUGGCUUUUGACCGCGGCUCUCCGGGCGAUUAUGACCUCUGGGCGGAACUUAUUGAGGACGAUGCUUGGAGCUGGGAAGGGCUUCUGCCGUACUUCAAGAAGAGCGAGACUUUCACCCCUCCCACCGAAGCCCAGCAGGAACAACUAGGCAUUACAUUCGAUUUGGAAGCCCAUGGCACAUCUGGCCCUGUCCAGUCGUCGUAUCCCCCAUGGAUCUCUACCACUGGCAAGGCCUUUAUCGAUGCCCUCCGCCAGCUACACAUUCCUAUCCAACUAGACGGAACCGCCAACGCAAUCGGUGGAUUCUGGAAUCCCAACUCUCUGGAUCCAGUAGCAAAAGAGCGCUCGUACGCAAGGACAACCUUCCAUGAGAUUGCCAAAAGCAGACCCAACUACCAUGUCCUGCCUGAGACGCUCGUCACAAACCUCACCCCAGACCUGUCCAGCGUGGAGUAUAUCACCAGCUACAACCCAGCAGUAAAGAUCGCUCCUCGGGCAAAUAGCAGCAAAGUCCAAGCACGAAAGGAAAUCAUCAUGGCCGCCGGUGCCCUCCACACGCCCAAGAUCCUGCAACUAUCGGGAAUAGGAUCCUCCUCCAUCCUCAAGCCCCUAGGCAUCGAGCAAGUUCUCGACGUCCCAGGUGUUGGAGAGAAUUUCCAAGACCAUCCAGUCCUCUACGGCGCAAUGAAACUCACGAACCUUGACGAUCCAGCCCAGGAUCCAUCAUACCUGAGCACCAACGCCACCUACGACGCCGCGAUGGGUCAGCUCUACGAGCAAAACCGGACAGGUCCUUGGACAUUCUCAACUUCCAACGUCUUUGCCUUCCUAACAGCACAACAUCUGAAUGUGUCAACAACAGCCAUUGCUCAUGCUGCCUCUGAACCAGCCGAGAAGUACCUCCGGAGCGGAUUAGACAGCACAAUCAUCCACGGCUAUGAGAAGAUCAAAUCCGCAGUCCUCAGGUCUACAGCCGAGGGCAAAAUAGCCCUAACUGAAAACUUAUUCGGCAGCGUCGCGAGUCUCCAGAAGCCACUCAGCCGUGGCUCGGUCCAUGCUGCAUCGACGGACCCUUACAAGAUGCCCCUCGUUGACUACCGGUCCUUCACGAACCCGCUAGAUUUGCAAAUCCUGAUCCAGUCCCUCCGCUUCAACGCCGAUGUGAUUUCCCAAACUCGCGCCUACAAGGCAAUUGGGGCUGUUGUCCAGACUCCCGAGCCGGGAUUGUCUGACAAGGAACUCGCGGAGCUGGUUCGGACAGCCGGGUCGCCGAGCUUUUCGCACCCGAGUGGUUCGUGCGCGAUGCUCAAGCUGGAGGAUGGUGGAUGUGUCGAUAAUGAGCUCAGAUUGUACGGAUCCGAAGGGCGAGUGCGUGUUGUUGAUGCAUCUGUCUUCCCUGUCGUGCCGUCGACGCAUACACAGAGCACGGUGUAUGCUGUUGCUGAAAAGGCUGCGGAUCUCAUCAGGGGUGCGAAGUAGUCCAUUAUAUCUAC
Aspergillus versicolor CBS 583.65 is the source of this 1907-nucleotide messenger RNA. RefSeq names its product GMC family oxidoreductase. The record is from RefSeq and is a predicted model, not a curated record. The coding region runs from base 34 to 1893 and encodes 619 amino acids. Gene Ontology annotation, molecular function: flavin adenine dinucleotide binding; oxidoreductase activity, acting on CH-OH group of donors. Lineage: Eukaryota; Fungi; Ascomycota; Eurotiomycetes; Eurotiales; Aspergillaceae. Gene Ontology annotation, biological process: secondary metabolite biosynthetic process. The transcript is spliced from 5 exons.